AUGGACGACACUGAGAGUACUACAACAUCUGCUGAUGAGAAUACUGGUAAUUUGUGCGACAACCCUACAAGGGAUACUUUGGCGGAAGGUUUACUUGGCCUUUUGAAGCCUACUGUAGACCAACUCGACGACAGAGUAAGGGCUACGAGGAUAUCUCAAUUGGAGUUGAAGCAGCAGAUAGACUCAUUGAAUGAGGAGCUGCAGAACGUGCGCGAGGCUCUGAACAACCAUCCUGAUCUAGACCCAUAUGUGAAAAAGCUGAUAUCUUGCAAACACAAGGUCACUGUGGUGCUGAAUGUGCUGCAGGCUUCACAGUACUACCGGAGCAGCCACCUCCAGAGCCAGAACAGAGCACUAGCGGAGUGGUCACAGACAGAGGAAGCAUUAACUGACAACAUGGAGACUCCCUAUCAGAACCACAUUGACAAGGCUGACUUUGAUCAUGUGUAUGAGCCUGCAGAAGACAGCUUUCUACUCAUAGAUGCCUUAGAGAAGGACCUAGAAUAUUUAAAGAAGAAAAACCCCACUUUUUGCUUAGAAGUUGGGUCUGGAAGUGGUGUAGUUAUUACAGCUUUUGGUAUGGCCUUCCCACAAACAUUUUGUUUGAGCACUGAUAUUAAUUUCAAGGCUUGUGUGAUGUCCAAGCAAACUGCUGCUUACAACAAAGUUAAGUUAGAUACAUGCAACAUGGACUUGACUACUUCCUUUACUGAUAAUGUGUUCGAUGUUAUCAUUUUCAAUCCACCAUAUGUGGUUACUGAGAGUGAGGAGUGUGGAGGAAGUGACAUUACGGCUAGUUGGGCUGGGGGUACAAAAGGACGCGAAAUUACCGACAGAUUACUCAACAUGAUACCAAAGAAACUAGCCAAUAAUGGAGUCUUCUACCUGCUGCUUAUUGAAGAAAACAUUCCUGAUGAAGUUGUUCAAAUAAUGUCUGGUUAUGGAUAUAAAUCUGAAGUUGUUUUAAAGAGGAAGGUUCGGAAUGAACAACAAUUAGUUUUUAAGUUUUUUCGAUAA
Messenger RNA from Spodoptera littoralis (African cotton leafworm), 1017 nucleotides. NCBI's taxonomy places the organism in Eukaryota, Metazoa, Arthropoda, Insecta, Lepidoptera, Noctuidae. The record is from the annotation of a GenBank genome assembly.